AUGGCUCGAUUCUCGUCUCUUCUCUAUUUUUCGAUAACAGUUUUGAUCUUUCUCCAUGGCUCUACAGCUCAACAGUUUCCAAACGAGUGCCAACUAGACCAGCUCAAUGCACUGGAGCCGUCACACGUACUUAAGGCCGAGGCUGGUCGAAUCGAGGUGUGGGACCACCACGCUCCUCAGCUACGCUGCUCUGGUGUCUCUUUCGUACGUUACAUAAUCGAGUCUCAGGGUCUAUACUUGCCCUCUUUCUUAAAUACCGCGAAGCUCUCUUUCGUUGCUAAUGGACAAGGCCUAAUGGGGAGAGUGGUCCGUGGAUGCGCUGAGACUUUCCAGGACUCAUCAGUAUUCCAACCAGGCAGUGGCAGCCCCUUCGGAGAAGGUCAAGGCCAAGGUCAAGGUUUCCGUGAUAUGCACCAGAAAGUAGAGCACAUAAGGAGCGGCGACACCAUUGCUACACAUCCCGGUGUAGCUCAAUGGUUCUACAACAAUAGAAACCAAACUCUUGUCAUCGUUGCCGUCAUGGAUUUAGCUAGCCACCAGAACCAGCUUGACCGCAACCCAAGGAAUGCAAUGGUUCUUCCACAGUGGAAUGCAAACGCAAACGCGGUUCUCUACGUGACAGACGGGGAAGCCCAAAUACAGGUGGUUAACGACAACGGUGACAGAGUGUUCGAUGGACAAGUCUCUCAAGGGCAGCUACUUUCCAUUCCACAAGGAUUCUCCGUUGUGAAACGCGCAACAAGCGAUCAGUUCAGGUGGAUAGAAUUCAAGACAAACGCAAACGCGCAGAUCAACACUCUUGCUGGACGUACCUCAGUAAUGAGAGGUUUACCAUUAGAGGUUAUAGCCAAUGGGUACCAAAUCUCACUUGAAGAAGCAAGAAGGGUUAAGUUCAACACAAUAGAGACCACUUUGACCCACAGUAGUGGCCCAGCGAGUUACGGAAGGCCAAGGAAGGCUGAUGCUUGA
Molecule: messenger RNA, 969 nt
Organism: Brassica oleracea var. oleracea
Lineage: Eukaryota; Viridiplantae; Streptophyta; Magnoliopsida; Brassicales; Brassicaceae
Product: cruciferin BnC2-like
Molecular function (GO): nutrient reservoir activity
Source: RefSeq, a predicted model, not a curated record